AUGAUUUUUUUCAAACAAUCUGAUCAAGCUCGAAUUGAGUAUCGAACCCGUUUGAAUUCAUCGGUUGAUUGCGUCAAAUUUCUUCUAAGACAAAGACUUGCGUUUCGUGGGCUUGAUGAAUCUGAAAAUUCAAGUAACCAAGGAAAUUUUCUUGAACUUCUCAAGUUUCUUGUUGAUCAUAAUGAAGAUUUCAAAGUGGCUGCAUUGAGCAAUGCUCCACAAAAUCUCAAGUUGACAUCUCCUGAUAUUCAAAAAGACAUUGUAAAUGUGGCCGCAUUUAAAACUAUCAAUGUGAUUAUUAGAGAUCUUGGUGAUGCACUUUUUUCUAUUUUGAUUGAUGAAGCCCGUGACAUAUCAAUCAAGGAGCAAAUGGUAGUUGUAAUAUGA
Messenger RNA from Camellia sinensis, 387 nucleotides. RefSeq lists its product as uncharacterized. The record is from RefSeq and is a predicted model, not a curated record. Lineage: Eukaryota; Viridiplantae; Streptophyta; Magnoliopsida; Ericales; Theaceae.